Messenger RNA from Asparagus officinalis (garden asparagus), 2102 nucleotides. RefSeq names its product zinc finger CCCH domain-containing protein 7. The record is from RefSeq and is a predicted model, not a curated record. NCBI's taxonomy places the organism in Eukaryota, Viridiplantae, Streptophyta, Magnoliopsida, Asparagales, Asparagaceae. Gene Ontology annotation, cellular component: nucleus. Bases 60 to 1958 code for a protein of 632 amino acids. Gene Ontology annotation, biological process: negative regulation of DNA-templated transcription. The transcript is spliced from 7 exons. Gene Ontology annotation, molecular function: metal ion binding; RNA binding.
AUAAAUCUAGUUUUCAUCUUAAGAAUCUCUCUAAAUCUUUAAGUCAGUCGAAGCCUUGGAUGACGACGCUAAACCUCUUUUCGAGCUCGUGCUUCACCUCACGGCGAUCGCACCUCGAUAGCGCUUCCUAUCGCACUCUUGUCCGCAUCUUCUCCCUUUGUGGCGGAGGAUCCCUAGAUUCAUCAAACCCUAACCCUAAUAUCGAUGGAAACCCUAACUCAGCAGCAGAAGAGUUCGUGCGUCAGCCGAGCACUAAGAAAGAUUCGGUUCCUCGAGAAUCAGGCGAUGGUAAUUGUCAAUUGGCUGAAGAAUCUGGGGAUGGCAAGAGGAGGAAUGACGAGGGGGGAGGAAUUGAGAAAGGUGUCAUGAACGAUUGUGCAAAACUCUUUGAUGCGCCGGAGCAAGACGAGUUUGAUGCUUCAGGGAAUAAAAAAUUUGAGAAUUUUGAGAAGACUGCAAUUGUUGAAACCCAGGAUGGGAGUUUUGGAUUUAAGAAACAAGAAAAACUAGGAAUAGAACGAGAAAAAGACGUUAGUUCUCAGGAAGUAGAGGAUCCUGAUGAAUGUUUUAAUGGGGAAAGUGUUGAGAGAAAGAGGGAAAUAGGCGAAGGAACACAACCAGAAGCACGGACCACUGCUGAUCCUCUAAUCGAAUGUUUUGGGGUAAGACACGUUAAUGCUGAUGAGAUCAAUGAUGAAGAUUUCGAGGAAGGCGAAAUCCCUAAUGAUUUUGAGAAGCCUAAUGAAUCGGUGGACUUGAUGCAUGAACCUGCACCUUACGAGGAUAAGAAGCUAGAAGAGGGGUCAGUAUGUGAGGGUUUUGAUAAAAAUCAAAGUUUGAGUUAUACAAUGCCUACUUUUUCUGCGCUGAAUCUUACUGAGGGGCAUUAUGAUCAGGGGCUUAAUGCAUUUGGUGAUAAUAACUGUUUGGAACCUGAACACAAGAAAAGCUUCAGGUAUACAGAUGAUGAUGUCAAGCAGAGAGCCGGUGUUCCUGAUACAUUAGUUUUGUCUACAAACAAGGAAAAAGAAAAUCCAUCCAGGGCUGAGGUUGCUGAAGUUCAGUUCAAGAAAAAACGUCCUGUCCUGACUGAGGAAAGAAAAGUUACAAAAAAGAAAUCCAAGAGAAGGAAAAGAGCACAGAAAGAAAGAGAACAAGGUGUCAAGAGAUUGAAAUUGCUACCAGUAGUGAAACCAAAAGAAGUGAAAUAUUGCAACUUCUAUCUCGCGGGGAGAUGCCAGCAGGGAGAAGCGUGCAAAUUUUCCCAUGAUACUACUCCCUUGACAAAAUCCCAGCCUUGUAAGUACCUGGCAACUGAUUCUUGCUUGAAAGGCGAUGACUGUCCAUUUGACCACGAGCUCUCAAAGUAUCCUUGCCAUAACUACAUGUCCAAAGGCAUGUGUAUCAGAGGAGAGAGGUGCAAUUUUUCACACAAGAUGCCGAUGACCGAAGGUUCAUCUCCAGUAUCAGUAAAAGGUAAAGCCGCAGAUCCUUCGAGCUUGGUAAGCCAGCCCAAAAGUAGCACAGCUUGGAGCUCACAACUGAAUAUUAAAAAACUCUCAGCAGGGAACUUGGUGGAUAAUGCAAAGUUACCUACUCCAAUAUCUCCUCAAUUGAUUAUGAAAAAACCCUUAACAGAGAACUCGGUAAAUAAUCUAAAGUUAUCGACUACGAUAUCUCCUCCUCCUCCUGGUAUACGAUUUGUUUCGUUUGGAAAAGGGCCAUCAGAGAGUGGUGGCAAUAAGCCGAAGGGCAAUUGGCAGCAGCAUAAGAAAGAGAAGUUGCUAGCAGCGGCGCAUAAUAUUUUGAGUUCACAGCACAAGUCAUUUCCUGCAGCAGCUCAAAGUGGUACGGAAGCAAACACCAAUGCUUGUAAAAACAAAUCAGAUGAUGGAAGCCUCCAAACUGAAGUUUCAGAGGCUUCAAAACUUCUUGAGGAGUUUUUGUUUUGUAGUUAGAAAUUUAUUCGAAAAUUAAGAAAAUAUAUUUGAAGGGUUCUGCUCUGAAACGAGUGAUAGGCCAAAAUACUGUACUUAAUCCAAACCAGCCCUUAUUGCUUGCGUAAAUGUAAAGCUAUCCCAAGCUUCUCAUAUUGCUAUUCA